Octopus bimaculoides (California two-spot octopus) is the source of this 752-nucleotide messenger RNA. RefSeq lists its product as uncharacterized. The record is from RefSeq and is a predicted model, not a curated record. Lineage: Eukaryota; Metazoa; Mollusca; Cephalopoda; Octopoda; Octopodidae.
CCAUCACUUACUUUCUUCUCUUCAAAGAGAGAUUGAAUUCCUUUUGCCUUGUGAAAAACUUAUGUACUUCAGUAUGCUGAAACUAUUCAUAGUUGUUGCCGUUUUUGUAGCGGCUGCCCAAGCAUCCACCUUGUGUUCUCGUAGACAAGAAGGGAAAUGCCUGUCGAAAUUUAGACACUUGUCAGAAGCCAAGGAUAGUAAAGAGAAGAUAUGUAGGGUCUACCAUGAUAUUGAAAAGUGCCUUAUCCUGUCUCACUGCAAAUUACAAAGAUAUGCUGGUCUAUUUAUGGCUGCACACGAUGCCUGUAAGGGUAAAUGUGAACUCACUAAGGUGGUAGCAUGCAAACUUGAAGUAUACAGUGAUAUGAUAAAGAAUAAUGGUUCUUACUGCUCGUACCAUCCCAAAUAUCUGAAUUGUUUUGAGAAUACUGAUUGCAAAGACUUGAAGGAGGCUGAUGAUACAAUGAUGAAGAAUUACUGUGCUCUCGGAUGAUACCACACCAUACUGGCUUGGCCAACAUUCUCCACCUUGAGACGGACUCAAAAAACUCAACACAACGCCGUUUUGGGAAUCGAAAUUACGAGCUCAUGAUCGUGUGUGCCACACCUUAAACACUAGGCUACACACACACAUACAUGGUGCAAGUUAGAAAACGAAGAACGAAUAUAGCACAUCUUUAUUAUUAAUAACAAUGGGGUCGAAACCUAUGGUAAUUUCAUUAACCCAUGAAUAAAGAACAUUUAUCCACCAA